UCAGACCAGAUCAGACUAGACUUCCAUAAUUGUAAAAUAUAUAGAGACCGGACAUUUAUAAGACCAGACUAAACCAGACUAGGGAUGUUUUUACUUGGACUGUAAUUCAUCCCAGACCAGACCAGACCAGACCAGGCCAGAGUUGGAUAGUUAUAAAAAUACAAAGAAACCAGACCAGACCAGACCAGUUCAGACCAGACCAGACUAGACCAGAUCAGACCAGACCAGACCAGACCAGCAAAUUACAGUUCAAGUAAAAACAUCCUAGAUCAAACUUAAACAAAUCAAACCAGACUAGACCACUAAAUGUAACUCCAAGUAAAAACAUGCAUACUCAAUAUGUUUUAGACUUUUAGUCCUAAAAAACACAGUCCUAUACAUUACUACGUACAUACUCCGGCCCAAUACUUGAAAGUAUGAAGAAUAGACCUAUGGGCUAUUGCCAAGCCCUGCUGUCCAAAACGGUCCAUACCAGCGAAACAUCCAGCAACCACACCAGAAGUCGCUGCUAGCCGGGAUUUCAUGCUGGAUUUCGCCGUCGCCUGGGGCCGAACUGAUGAGGAAGGAGACGAGUCUGACAUGUUCGGCAGCGCUUGCCUCCCUUCAUCAUCCGCAGUUUCGCCCGCUUUUGUUCAUAAGUAAACUAAAUCAGGGAAGAUGAAAUCAUUACAGCUCGUCGUAGCUUUGGACUCUUCAGAAUCAGCUGGCGGACGGUGUCAGGUUCAGGAAACGGAUUUUUGAUGAAUAUCUUGCCGAUUUUCCGAAUCCAUGUUUUCUUCACUUUUUUCAGGGUUUCGAGCUAUUUAUAACCGCUGGUGGCACUUGCUCCGUUCAUAUCUUCUCGCCUUUCAAGGUGCACUUGUUUGGAAUUGAUUCUGUUUGGGCUUCUUUUUUUUAAAACAGAAUUACUUGUGCACUUUCAUCAAACGCUGCUCUUCUGAAAAGAGCAGAAUCAGUUUUAAGAAUCAGAUCCAAACAACCCUCUUCAAUUAGCUUCCUUCUGAUAUGUUUUUGCAUUCAGUUCUUAACCUCAACUCAUCUACCAUAAUUUUACUUUCCCCUGGGCUUAACAGCUUGCUUCCGUACACAGUAGGUCUUCAUUACGAAUUGAAGAUCCCUGGCCCAAUUCAAUCAAUUCUUCUUAUUAUUUGUUUACCUCUACAAUAUCUUAGGUGUCUUAAAUAUCAGCUGAAUUGCUUGCAAAUGCAUGAUGAAACAAUGCAUAGCUUUUUUAUUUUUUGGAAAGCAUCCUUCGUUGAGAUUUUUGUCCUACUGAUUUCUUUUUUCAUAAUUAUACACUUGAUCCUAUGUUUACUCUUUUCUUUUUAUUAUUGUACAUUGAAUGAAUGAAGGGUGUCUUUUCAUUCUGAAAUUUUUCAUAUGCUGUUUGUACUACAAUAUAGGAUUCACUCUUCUUCGGAGAAUAGUGAACUUGUCUUUCAAAUAAAAGCUCACACAAGAGGAUCUGCACUUCUGCAGUUGUUUAUAGUUAACUUAUUCUAAGUAAUGCUAGUGAUAACAAAAAUGAUAAUAUUUUGAAAUCUAAGGAUGUUUUUACUUGGAUUGUAAUUUGCUGGUCUGAUCUGGUCUGAGUUGGUCUGGUAAUGUCUGUCUGUAUUUUAUAACUAUCCAAGUCUGGUCUGAUCUGGUCUGGGAUAGAUUACAGUCCAAAUAAAAACAUCCUAAGAGGGGUUAGUUAGCAGUUACAAGAUUGUAGAACUCUAUAAAAAAAUAAAAAUAUAUGGUAGCCAUUCGAUAAAUAUUCUAAGUUCUAUUUCUGACUUUCUGUAGUAUGGUUUGCAGAGAGUUCCAUCUAAAUCUGAUAAAAAAUCUAACAGCAUGAUCAAAAGCAUCCAAAUCAUUAUAUUUGAGGGGGAACCGAUUUAUUUUAUCCAUUUAAACUUGAAGAUCAAAACCAGAAGUUUUACCAUUAAUGUUUGAGUUUUUGGAAAGUGAAAGUUAGUGAUAAUAGGAUCUUUCAUUAAAUGUUUCCUAAUUUUUCAUGAAUUCUAGUUGACUUAGUAGAUUGAUUUUUGUUAAGCUUACUUUCUAGUUUCUACCUCUUACAAUUACUUUAACAGGAGGUGGAGGGUGAUAGUUGAUUGCUUAAAGUGUUCGGGGUAAGGAAAUGUUGACUUGGUGUCACAUUAUGGUUUAUUUGCUUUGUACAGAUAUUUGUAAUAUCUUAGUUUCAAAAGUAAAAGUUUAACAAAUACACAUAUGAUAGCAUUUUCGGUGGCUUUCGCAUGAUCACCACGUAUAGCUGAACUCGAUACGCAUUUGUCAAUUGAGAUUAACGGUGUAGGAACGUGUCUGUUUAUUAUUCUGCAUGAGCUGAUUAAAAGAUUUAAUAAUGGUGGGCACAAUUUUCUAUAAAUGUGCGCUUCCUUCUUUGGAUAGGUAAAUGCAUUGAGGAGGAAAAGGAAAUAUUAAACUUCCUUAGGAGUUUUGUGUAAGAUGAUCAUCAAUUAAUUCUUAGCGUGUUGAUUUGUUCUGUUAAAUUCAACACUUUGCUUGUCUAAAGUUAGUUCUUCGCUGUUAUUAUAGUAGUAGCUCAGUUAAAUGCAAGUGUCUUUCUACAUAUUACAUGACAUUAAAUAUGUUUUAUGAGGUCAAUGUUGCAUUAUUUACAUUUUAUAUAUGUAAAUACUAAAUACUAGUGAAUCAUGCUUUAAUUUCUUAACUAAAUUAGUUCAUACACACAUUCAUUAGUCUUGUUGCAGGAUAACAUCAUACUUUGUUUUCAGGCUAUUCUUCCAUUUAGAUAAAGAUUCCCCUUUUGACAACUCUUCAUACAUGGCUAGUCCCUCUACUGUCUUCGAGAUGAACAAUCCUCAGCAGCAUGGUCAAAAUGAAGAGCAUGAACCAAUUAUCCCUGGAUUCGAAACCCCGCCAUCACCUAAGUCCAGUUAUGACAAUGUCUAUAACAUAAAAGAAGACGAAGGGCGAGGGCUCCCGCCUGAGGCUCCUCCAUAUCUUUUGGAACCUAUGACCGUCAGGAGAUUAACCACUGGUCAAGAGACACCUGACCAGGCACCCAAUCGUGUGGUCUUGAACCAUCUUUGCACCAAUGCGUAUGACAGGAAGUUUUCAUGCGAACCGGUGGGAGUGGCAACAACUCACCGCGUUGGCUCAAAAUACGUGACCGAUGUUCUUUACAAACCGCCUCCUCAGAAGGGAAACGGGAGCCCCAGCUGCACCAGAGAUGCUCAAGUGUAAUAGUUUUUUAUAUUUAAAUAUUUAUUUAUAACAAAACUUGCAGUGAAAUGUUUGUAGUGUUAACUUAAUUUCAUAGCGUGCAUUAGGGAAUGCUCUGGUUUGCAUCUUCGUGGUCAUAACCAUAUGGAUUAUGACCAGGAAGAUAAUAGUGAUUUGAUAGAGUUAGUUGUCAUAACCAAUUUGCUUUUCAAACAAAGCCUUAUUCUCAACAGAUCUUUUACCCUAGUCUUGCAUGAUAUCAUUAGGGGUUGAGUCAAAGUUCAAAUAAUAAUGCAUACAGAAGUUUAAAAUGAACUUCACACAUGUCUGAUUGUGGGAUAGAGGGCG
This is a messenger RNA of Cuscuta europaea, 3546 nucleotides long. NCBI's taxonomy places the organism in Eukaryota, Viridiplantae, Streptophyta, Magnoliopsida, Solanales, Convolvulaceae. The record is from the annotation of a GenBank genome assembly.